This is a messenger RNA of Ornithorhynchus anatinus (platypus), 9637 nucleotides long. RefSeq names its product DLG associated protein 2 (gene DLGAP2). The transcript has 15 exons. Gene Ontology annotation, molecular function: molecular adaptor activity. Gene Ontology annotation, biological process: signaling. The record is from RefSeq and is a predicted model, not a curated record. Gene Ontology annotation, cellular component: glutamatergic synapse; postsynaptic specialization. NCBI's taxonomy places the organism in Eukaryota, Metazoa, Chordata, Mammalia, Monotremata, Ornithorhynchidae. Bases 198 to 3401 code for a protein of 1067 amino acids.
UCUCCUCCUCUGAAGCACGGGUGUAACGACUGCAAGGUCACCCAUUGCUGCUGCUAGUGAAAACCUGAACCCUGCACCCAGCUCAGAUACAAUGGGGACAUCUCAGCUCUCUUCUCUUCCUCUGAUUCUUUUUAUGCUAUUUAUUCCUGGAUGGAGGACAAUUGCCUGCAGCUCAAUCUAGGAAACAAAUUGUACUUAUGGAUCUCAAACAUAAACUUGUUGCCUUUCUGAAUCAUUCUCUGUAUGGAGCAACAUUGCAUCCAUUCUCGAUUUGGAAGAUGGUCCUGCCUGGAAUUCUGCAGAAGCAUUGCUGUAUUUUACCAGACAGGAAUACAGAGUCACAGUGUACUCUCUGUGGUGAGCCUGAAGAGGAAGAGGGUGUGGAUCUGCCCCACGCUGGGAUCAGUUUCCCAGGGCCGGCCGAGGAGGAACUAGAUCAGCAGUACUCAUGGUCACCGUCUCCGCACUUCAAUGAAGAGAGGUACUCCCCUGCUUCGAGGAACAUGAAAGGAUUAGCCGGCAGUCGCAAUCAACCCCAGUUAUGUUCCGGCCACACCUGCGGUUUAACGCCCCCUGACGACUGCGAACAUAUCCACGACCACCUUCAUCAUGGGCCGGAAGCUCGCCAAUCCUAUCUGCUCAGCCCUACGGAGAGCUGCCCCCUGGAACACCAUCGCUGUUCUCCCCGUAGCUCCAUCCACUCGGAAUGUAUGAUGAUGCCCGUGAUGAUGGGCGAUCACCUGUCCAGUAGCACUUUUCCCAGAAUGCACUACAGCUCACAUUUCGACACCAGGGACGACUGUGCCGUGUCCCACGCGAGCGCUAAAGUCAAUCGCAUCCCGGCCAACCUCUUGGAUCAGUUUGAGAAGCAGCUUCCCCUGCACAGGGACGGGUUUCACACUUUACAAUAUCAGAGGACUUCGACGGCCGCAGAACAGCGGAACGAGAGCCCGGGGAGGAUACGCCACCUCGUCCAUUCGGUCCAGAAACUCUUCACCAAGUCUCAUUCUUUAGAAGGCUCGUCCAAGAGCAACGUCAACGGGACCAAGGGCGACAGCCGGGGGGAGGAUCACCAUCACGGCCACCACUCCAAACACAGCAAAAGGAGUAAAAGCAAGGAACGGAAGCCGGAGAGUAAACAUAAAUCCGGAAUGAGCAGUUGGUGGAGCUCCGAUGAUAACUUGGACAGCGAUAGCACUUAUCGAACGCCCAGCGUGGUGAACAGGCAUCACGUCGAUCAUAUUUCCCACUGCUACCCCGAGACCCUCCAGAGCCACUUUGGCGACCUCUCGCUGAAGACGUCCAAAAGUAAUAACGACGUCAAGUGUUCGGCUUGCGAAGGCUUAGCGAUGACCCCCGAUGGGAAGUAUAUGAAAAGGAGUUCCUGGUCUACCCUGACCGUGAGCCAGGCUAAGGAAGCCUAUCGCAAAUCUUCACUGAACUUGGAUAAGCCUCUAGUCCAUCAGGAAAUGAAACCUUCCUUGAGGUCGUGUCAUUACCUUCAGGUACCUCAAGAUGAAUGGGGAGGGUACCCCAUUGGAGGUAAAGACGAACAGAUACCCUGCAGGAGGAUGAGGAGUGGGAGUUAUAUUAAAGCCAUGGGAGAUGAGGAGAGCGGAGAGUCUGACUCUAGCCCCAAAACAUCACCAAAAGUAGCAGUCCGACCAGAGUCAUUGUUAAAGUCCAUUGGACAGAGACCGCUUGGAGACCACCAAACCCAAAGCUACCUACAAGCUGCAAGUGACAUGCCUGGUGGUCACGGACUGGAAACCUCAGCAAACUACAACUCCCCUAAAUUCCGAUCAAGAAAUCAGAGCUAUAUGAGGGCAGUGAGUAUGCUCAGUCAGGCCAGCUGUGUCAGUCAGAUGAGUGAAGCAGAGAUAAAUGGGCAGUUCGAAUCAGUGUGUGAAUCCGUCUUUAGUGAAGUUGAAUCUCAGGCAAUGGAUGCCCUUGACCUCCCAGGAUGCUUCCGGACAAGAAGUCACAGUUACCUGCGAGCCAUUCAAGCUGGUUAUUCCCAAGAUGAUGAAUGUAUCCCUGCAAUGACAUCUUCCAAUAUCACCUCUACUAUCAGGUCAACCACGGCCGUUUCCUAUACAAGUUACAAAAAAACCCCACCACCGGUCCCCCCCAGGACCACCUCGAAGCCCCUAAUUUCCGUCACAGCACAGAGCAGCACAGAAUCCACCCAAGACGCCUAUCACGAUAGCCGGACUCAGAGGAUCUCCCCGUGGCCCCAAGACGGCCGCGGCCUCUACAACUCCACCGAAAGUCUGGACAGCAACAAGGCCAUGAACCUCGCCCUGGAGACGGCGGCGGCCCAGCGCCAGGCCUCCGAGAGCCAGGCCGGCUCCGUGAGGACCAGCGACAAGGCCAUCCUGGUGUCCAAAGCGGAGGAGUUCCUGAAGAGCCGAAGAUCGUCCAUCGGGAUUCAGGUGGAAACAGCGACUGAUUCUGAUACUGAAAGCAGAGGCCUACGGGAAUACCAUUCAGUUGGUGUGCAAGUGGAAGAUGAAAAACGGCAUGGACGAUUUAAGCGUUCCAAUAGUGUGACUGCAGCCGUUCAGGCUGAUCUGGAACUGGAAGGUUUUCCGGGACACAUAACGAUGGAAGACAAAGGUCUUCAGUUCGGUUCAUCAUUCCAGCGCCAUUCGGAACCCAGCACGCCCACCCAGUAUGGGGCAGUGAGAACUGUACGGACACAGGGACUUUUCAGUUACAGAGAAGAUUAUCGGGCCCCGGUGGACACGUCCAAUCUCCCCCCGCCUGAUCCUUGGUUGGAGCCAGCCAUCGAGACAGUGGAAACCGGAAGGAUGUCUCCAUGUCGACGCGAUGGGACCUGGUUUAUGAAAUUGCUGCACACGGAGACAAAGAGGAUGGAGGGAUGGUGUAAAGAGAUGGAAAGAGAAGCAGAAGAAAAUGAUCUCUCUGAAGAAAUUCUAGGUAAAAUCAGGAGUGCAGUUGGAAGUGCUCAGCUUCUUAUGUCUCAGAAAUUCCAGCAGUUUUAUUGGCUUUGUCAGCAAAAUCUGGAUCCCAGCGCUAUGCCAAGGCCUACAUCCCAAGACCUAGCGGGAUUCUGGGACUUAUUGCAGCUUUCGAUUGAAGAUGUCAGCAUGAAGUUUGAUGAACUACACCAACUGAAGCUCAAUGAAUGGAAGAUAAUGGAAUCACCGGAAAGAAAGGAAGAACGAAAGGUCCCCCCUCCAGUACCAAAGAAGCCCCCCAAAGGGAAAUUUCCUAUCACGAGAGAAAAGUCUCUAGACCUCCCCGACAGGCAACGUCAAGAAGCUAGAAGACGUCUCAUGGCCGCUAAGAGGGCCGCUUCCUUCCGUCAGAGUCCGGCGACGGAGAGAGCAGACAGCAUCGAGAUCUACAUUCCAGAGGCCCAAACCAGGCUUUAAAGACAGAACGUGGCAAAAUUUCCUUUUUCUAAACAAAAUGCUUGGACGGUUUGUCACUUACCCGGUAAUUUUUGUCUCAUUUCCCUCCCCUGAAUAUGCCCUCGCUGUUGUGUUCUUCGUGCCAUAAGCACAGUGGAAUGCUUUUGAUUUCCUCAGAGUCGCUGAGCUCAUUGCAAGAAUGACUUCUUUUGUAUUUAUCGUCCGACUUACAAUCAGCUACGAUGGAUAGGGCUCGUCGAGGCCUGUCUUCUCCAAGAUGUUCUCAGAGGACCCCGAGAACCACCUCUGGUGAUGGAACCCAGCUUAAAUGUUUUCUUAUUUAUAUUUUUUAUAAAUUGUGUGAUAAUUAGGAAUAAGAAUAACAAACUAUAAAUGGGUGCAUCUCACCAUCCAAUAGAGGCAUUAGCUGACCCAACUAGAAGGUGCUGCGGUGGAAAGGGCAAGAAAGAAAAAGCCCAUCUAUCUCUCUGAUGAACCAUUGUCCUCUUGAAUCCGGCUCUGCCAGACGGAUGGAUCGUCCCCGUCGCUACUAGAUGGCAUUUAGAUAGCUCGUGUCAGGUUUAUGGCGAUGAGGUUCGCGUAGUGGUCACCAGUCACUAAAAACCCCCAAAAUAGUGCUCUCUCCAAAGUCCAGAAGCAUAUGAAUCUGAGUUUUGAAAGACUACCCAGGUAGAAUUUGUUUUUCCCCCUGGUAUCGGAAUUGCCAUCUUCAAAAAUCUAAGUUUAAGUUGAAUGCAUGAGGACUUGAGCAAGGGGUUGACAAAGAGGUAGGGGCUUUAAAAGAACUAGCUCUCCUGGUAGCAAAGAGUGGCAAAUGAAAAGUUAUACUUACUCCUAUGAAACAAUCAUUGCAUUUUUAUCACCCCUUCAUGAUUAAAGAAAUUCACAUAUAUGUCAUAUUUAAUUUCACAUGUUCUGCUACCUGUUGUAUCAGUUGAGUUUCCAGGGUAUCCUUGAAAAAAAAAAAGUUUGCUUGUUUAAAAUGCCAGUUGUGAUGUUGUAACCUGUUUAAGAAAUAUGAAUGUGAGUGGUAAGUAUAUCUCAGUUUAAAUGGUAAAGGUGAAAUGUGGUUUACAUUUGUAAUUUUUCAGAGCUCUUUUUCCUAUGCAGUAUUAGCUAAGGCAAGAAUAAAAUUCCUGCCUGUUUCAGACAAAAAGAAAACGAUUCAAGAGUUCAGUGACUUCCAGCCCACGGAAUUUUAAGGACAAUAACAUCGCCAUUCCUCUCUGCUAAAGCAGUAUUGCAAUGUUCACCAAUCCGAUUUAAAGCCGAAAAAAAGAGGAACGUCUCCAACCGAGUUUAAAUCUGUAUUUUGGAUUAAUUGAAAAAUACUCCUUCUCCAACUUCCCAUGGGGAACCAACAGGUCAGCUCAAAGAUGUCUUCAGAUGAAGACGUAAAAAACAGUAACCAGUUGAUCCCCGUGUUAGCGAUCUGACCGUGACAUGAAAGUAGAAUUGAAAUAAGGGAAGGAGGGUCUCAGCUGCCAUGUUUUCUGUUUAGUGAAUAUCAAGUACUCAGCCGUAGAUGGACUAGAUAUUCACUCGAUCUCUAGCACUUUGGUUUUUCACCUUGACUAGCACUUUAAAUAUGUACUCAGCUCACUCUGCAAUCUGCCACAUCAACAAGAACAUUGAAUAGCAUAGGUUACACGGUUCGGCAUUAAAUAAAAGCUACGUUGUCCUCCCACUUUAUUUCCUUUUUUAUUUUGGUUCCAAAAAUGUUCCACGGAGCAUGAGGUCCAUUUGGAACAGUUGGUAUAUAAGCAUGUUUAGCUUUGAGAUAUGACUUUUUUUAAGCUGAGUAGAUAGGAAUUUUCUGUAAGGACAAAACCCUGUAAAUUGAGCCUCAUAUCUGGUAUAUAUUUUACCAAACCGCCUUAAACUAUUUGGAAGCAAAAACAAAACGAAUGUAUAAUCUUGAAAAAUGCAAAAAAAAAAAUCCCUAACAUAUUCUUCUACAUAGAAAUCUUAUAUCACCAGAGUAUUCGAAGCAUUUUCUAUAGAAAGAAAGAGCUGAAUCCCUGGGUAGUGAAUAAUACUGAUGCUGCUUUCGGUACUUACUGUACUAUGUUAAAUACAAAUGUAUUCGCGAGUAUUGGCAUUUUAGUCUUUAAAAUGAUAUUUUAUUUAAGGUUGAGCUGCUAAUUAGAAAUACCCACAGUAAGACAAAGCCAAUGUAUUUCCCAGAUAGGAAAUUUAACGCGUGCAUCACAUACGCACACAAACACACAGUGGCAGCUGAUAUGUUUUAUCUCAUUUCCUUAACCAAAUUCAAAUCUUGUAAUGACAUAUUAAAAAUUAGAUCGGAGCCAUUAAGUUUACUUCCCAGAAGUUUUAGUAUUAUAACGACUUAAGGAGAUUACGAGGAUGUUCAUUUUACAUGAGAUUUCAAUUGAUUUGGGCAUUUUAUGGUUUUAGAGCUUUAUCCAGCCAUUAAAAGCUCCUGGGCUAAAUUGACCCUAGAUGACAGAUUCAACACUGAUGAAUUUUACAGUGUUCAUGUCCUCAUUCUCUGUUAAGUAUACAUUUUGGAAUAUGUAUAAUUCCAUGUUUGGUCCACCAGUGUUCCAAAGAUUAUUUUACAAGUUUCAACAAAUGCCUGCUGCUAAAUAUGAUAAAAUGUUACCUGUGCAUGUUAUAUUUUCAAGUGCAAUAUAUUUAACUGCUUGUACAGGUAAUAUAUUAUCAACCAAGGCAGAAAAUAAGCCAUGUUUAUCUUUGUAUCGUAUAGUUAAUUAAAGAAAAUAAAGUUGUUUAUAAUACUUGUGUUACAAGUCAAUCAGAACAAUUCGUUUCAAUCAGAGUUAUCCCAGAUGAUUUGAAAAUCCUGGAAAAAAUCUCUAAUGUGGUCAGCGAACUUUAUCUCCAACAUACUUUUACUAAAAGUUGCAUGGAAUUGUGUUCUUAAGAACAUUAUUGGACAUUAAUAAUUAAAUGUCCUAUGACAUUGAAGUGGAAGUGAAAGUGAAUGCAGGGCUCUUCACAUAUAUCUAUAUGCAUUUAUUUACAUGUAUAUAUGCAUCCGUGGAGAAAGCAUAAUCUUUAGAGACUGUGAUACUCUUUGGAAUCAUAUUCCUCUUGUUAAUCUAGCCAUAGCCUCUGUUUUUCCUGCAAGUCUGAAAACCUUUAGAAGGCUUUUUUGAUUUCCUUUAUUGUUAAAUAACACAAGUAUAUUAAACAGGAUUUUGAAGUUUUGCAUUUGACCCAGAAAAAGAGAUACGGUUAAAAAAAAAGUCAUUGUUUUAAGCACAUGAUGCUUUCUGCUUUGGGUCUUCUAUUUAAAGUUAAGGGUGAUUCAUGAAAAUAGUUACCAUUUUAUUUUCUGCCAAGGAGUGAGAAUGAUUUGGAGGCAGUGUAUAAAGAAUAACACUGCUGUGGUGUUUAGUACCAAAAAUUACAUUUUCAGUUUACGUUAUAAUCAUUUUCAAUUCAAAGCCAAUUAUGAAGACAUUAAGCAUAAAUGGGAAAUCUUUAAUUUUAAAUAUGAAAUGCAUUUUCAAUGAGUUCUCCUUAAAUGAUCCACAGUAAAUGCAUCAGUCCCCUAUGUAAUGUUUUCAGUGUCGACCUUGAAAAAGUGAGGAAUAUUUCAGGCUGCCGGUGCUGAUAGAAGGGAUCAAAUGUGCUCCUAGGAGACUACGUAUACAAAUCCACACGGGAUGUUAAAUCGUCUUUUGGUGUGAAUGUUACCAUUUGCCAGUCUUUGCUUUUUCCUUCUCCCAAAAUGAGCACCCAGAACCUUCCCCAAAUGCUCUUAUGGAAAGCAGACUCUGUGUCAUAGUACGGUCUACCAGUUCUGCUGAGAUCCCACUGUUUCCCUUAGACCUAUUCGUGAUGCACCAGAAAUGUGAUAAGACAUUUACCCAUAGAUAUUGAAAAGGACAUCAGUUAUCCGGUGUGUCUCUGUGCAAAUCACUAGACUCCCUAUUAAAUGAGGAGAUCUGGGGACACUUUUUAAUGGAGCGACUGAUGCUUCUCAGAUGGAUGCUUUUCAGAGGCUCUGCUUCGAUUGGAUUUGAGUUUUCCAACUCUCUCUGACUGUCAACACAAACCUCAUGGCCAGAAUGUCUGUGGGUGAAAUUGGGCCCUGGGCCUUGGGAGCAAGAAGCAGAACACCCGUUUCACCUGCGGUCCGUUUUAGUUCAUGGGAAAUCGCAAUAAAUCGUGAAUACUUAAAGUUCCCGAAAGGAAGGUCACCUUUCGGAGAUAAGAGCAGUGCAGAGGGGUUCUAGAGUACUUUGAAAACUGACGGAGCGGCCCAGCGGUUUAUAGCCCACAGGGCCGGAGAUCCGAAGAUCUGAUCUAGAGAGUCGAUCUUAAUCGGCCCCUAACUCGUUGCAUAACCUUGGACUUUAACCCGUUUGUGCCUCAAUCUUCUCAUCCGCAAAGUGGGGGUCCUGAUAUCGACCCCCGACCUACCUCACAGGGAUAUUGUGAGGAGUAACGGCAUCAAGUCUAUAAAGCACUUUGAGCUACUAAGAGGGAUGAUUGUACGUUGAGAUCGUGUGCCAAAUUUUAGUCACGUUAAAAAGAGUAACUCCACGUCUCCUUGACUGCGAACAUCCCCUCACUCUGCCAAGACAGUUUUCUAACUGCUCUUAGAGAGGCUUGCAUGGGAUGUAAAAGCUCAACGAGAUCAGGGGACUCAGGCCAAAAUGCACUUGCACUUACUGACACGGAAGCACUUAAGAACAAACAAACAAACAAACAAAAAAAAAACAAACCACUUAUUCAAAAGUAAAAACCUGAACCCAGUCAAAUUGGAAUUUGGAUGAGAGAAAACCUUAGGGUACCAUGUGUUUUUAAUGAUUACAAACAGCUUUUAAUGACUGACCGAUCUAAUUCCAGUUUUUAAUACUUUCUUCAUUUUACUGUCUGAGAAACUGUCCGUGGCCCUAAUCCUGAUAUUGAAGCUCCUUUUCAUGUAAGUAAUGGCUGAGGAAUGAAUCUCCUAGUAGAAUGACCUCCUGUCCCGGGGAAGAGCAUCCUUAUCAUGCUUUGAUAAACUUUAAGUAUCGAUGUGAACUUUUGAUGGGUUACCUGAACCUACGAUCUCUGCAGAGGAAAAAUUAGUUACAUCUUCUGAGAUAUUUUUAAAAUAUUUUGUAUAUAUAUAUAUGAAAGUGAAUCCAACACAGAGGUUUACCUCCCUACUUUCUUAUUCUUCGUGAGAAUCUAGUCAUCCUUGGUGCUGAAUCUGAAACGGAAAGAUGUGCGAGCCCUGUCUUUCUUCCACGUAAUGAACAAAAGGAGCCACGUGAAUAGGAACGGUUAAUGCCGGGUUUCUUGUGGUAGAAACGUACCCCUUUCAAAUAGCCGAUAGUCACCCCAGAGAGCAUUUUGGUUUGCAUUUCUUGAAACACCCCAGGGAGGACAUAAGCUUCGCUUGUAAUUUCCUAUGGAAUCCAUCUACUCGUUCUUUAAUUUGCUCCAUUGAAGUUUAACAAUAUGCUCAUAUCACUUGAAAAGGGCUCAGCAUGUAUAAUUUUUUCACUCCACUUUAUAUACUGGUUUGCCAAAUUCAUUCAAUUCCCCCUAUGAGUAGUUGCAGAGUUGCAACCUGUACCGCUUUUGAGCUCUCCGUUGCUGAAAGCAAGCCCCUUGCCUCUGCGCGAGUUCCUCUUGUGUAGAGAUAAAGCGCCAAGUCCAUUUCCUAUAGUACAUGCCAAAAUCUUCAAGUGUGGCCUAAAGAACUCAAUUAAAUGCCUCCUAUAAAAUUUCAAGGAAUGUUAGAACCAGGAAACUAGCUGUUAGUUCAAGUUUAAAAGUAUAUAAAUAUAUAAAUAAAUAUAUAUACAUAAGAAAUCAUAUCAACAAUGAGGAUGAACUGAGUGCCAAAUAUUCAACAUCUGUACAAAGUUACACUUCACUAGAAUUGAACUAUUUUAUGUAAUUCUCUUUCUCAUGCUUUUAUGGUUCUUUUGAUAAAUCCUAUUGAGUAGCAUGCAGGAUACCUAAACUGAAUGUACAGUGCGCUAUUUCAUCGCUACGACGAUUCCUUGGCGAUAUCUCCCUUACCAGAAUGUUCGUAGUUACUUUGGAGACAUUUGAGAGUUGCUUUAUUUGAGUUGUUCUUUCUCACGAUACUUUAAAUCAACCUCCAGCUGAUUGUAAGAAAUCUGUGCUUCUCCAUUUUGCUCCAUGACUCUUUUUUGAAGCUGCUUCUUUUGACUGAUUUAUGUAUUGCUUAAGUUCAUCUCCUGUAAAUAAUUCUGCAAUUAAAUUUUUGGAGAAAAGUG